Molecule: messenger RNA, 2799 nt
Organism: Alligator mississippiensis (American alligator)
Lineage: Eukaryota; Metazoa; Chordata; Crocodylia; Alligatoridae
Gene: NMUR2
Product: neuromedin U receptor 2
Exons: 4
Coding region: 181-1371 (396 amino acids)
Biological process (GO): G protein-coupled receptor signaling pathway
Cellular component (GO): plasma membrane
Molecular function (GO): neuromedin U receptor activity
Source: RefSeq, a predicted model, not a curated record
CUGAAGCCAGACGUGCAUACACCCUGUGUCUCUCAGUAUCUGUGUGCUUUCAGGUCUGACCGGACAUCCCUCCUUCUCCCUCGCUCCCUACUUCUAAACGUGGGAAAAGUGGCACAGGGAAAACUUGAAGCAGCCUGGAAGAAGACUGGAUCUGCAUUAUUCAUCCCAACAGAACCAGCCAUGGACUGGAUCACCAACGUCUCAUGGCUCGAUCACCUCGCUGGGAAGGAGGAACCGCUCAGAUGGCAUUUAAACAGCACUGAGGACUAUCUCGCCUUUUUAUGUGGCCCCAAACGGAGUCACCUCUUCGUGCCCAUGAGUUUAAUAUAUGCCUUGAUUUUUGUGGUGGGGGUGGUGGGAAACCUGUUAGUGUGCCUGGUGAUCAUAAAGCACAGGAACAUGAAAACCCCCACCAACUACUACCUCUUCAGCCUCGCCAUUUCGGACCUGCUGGUGCUGGUUUUCGGGAUGCCGCUGGAGGUGUACGAGAUGUGGAGCAAUUACCCCUUCCUCUUCGGGCCCGUCGGCUGCUACUUCAAGACGGCGCUCUUUGAGACGGUCUGCUUUGCCUCCAUCCUGAGUGUCACCACGGUCAGCAUGGAGAGAUAUGUCGCCAUCCUCCAUCCUUUCCGGGCCAAGCUGGAGAGCACCAGGAAGCGUGCGCUGAGGAUCAUCAUUGUCCUCUGGGUCCUCUCCGUCCUCUUCUCUCUCCCCAACACCAGCACUCACGGCAUCUUGCUCCAGCGCUUCCCCAACGGGACGCUGGUCCCCGGCUCUGCCACCUGCACCGUGGUCAUGCCUAUGUGGAUCUACAACUGUAUCAUCCAGGUCACUUCCUUCCUCUUCUAUGUGCUGCCUGUGGCUAUCAUUAGUGUCCUCUACUAUCUGAUGGGGCUGAAAUUGAGAGGAGACAAAUCUUUGGAAGCAGAGGAAAUGACUGUGAACAUUCAGAGACCCUCCAGAAAAUCAGUCACUAAGAUGUUAUUUGUUCUGGUGAUGGUAUUUGCUGUCUGCUGGGCCCCGUUUCACAUCGAUCGACUCUUCUUCAGCUUCGUUGUGGACUGGACGGAGCCACUGGCCAACGUCUUCAACCUUAUCCAUGUGCUGUCAGGUGUUUUCUUCUAUCUCAGCUCUGCCGUGAACCCCAUCAUUUACAACCUCCUUUCUCGUCGCUUCAGAUUGGCGUUCCUCAACGUGAUCACCCCUCGGUGCAAGCUCUGGGCCACCAAGCAGCCUGCCAGCAGGAUCCCAGCCCACCAGAGCCUUUUCCUGGUAGGAGACUGCAAUCUGAUGGAUUCUGCGGAGAAUGCAAGUCCUCCAUCCACGCACAGGAUGUCCGUCUGCAGCUCUCGGCUUUCUACCGGCCUGUGACUAUAAAUAGCCUUCUCAGGUGGGAUGGAAGGUCAUUAAAAUUGCUUUUACCUUUGUGGGAAAAAAAAAAACCCAACCCAAACGAGAGGGAUUUCAGCGAGAGGUGCUGCAUCGUGACGGCUGCUUGAGAAGGCUGCCGCUGCGAGGUAAAUGGCAAUCAUUGUCUCUGCCGUGAGGCCAGAGGAGGAAAGGAGUUUGCACUCCCUGACUGUGCAGUAAAAAUUAAUUUCGCAGGACAUGCAUUAUAGACCCACUCCUCCUUUAAUCGCAUUAGUCCAGCUCCUGCUAACCGUAUUAAGUCCAAUUAGGCAUGGCAUGAAGAUUGACGUAGCACUCACAGCUUUCCAUUUCAAUCCUCCCCCGUCUUACAUUAGUAGUCCCACCGCAGUAGGGAAGGACCAACCAGCGAAUGUGCAAAAUGUUCUGAUAAAGGGUUUGGUUUGGUUUAGUGAAAAUGUUAGCCAAAAAUAUUCCUUUUUUUUGUUGUUGUUGUUGACAACAUUCAGGGUUGUGAUGAAAUGGUAAAAACAGCCUUUCCUUCCAGCCGUGGAAGACUGGUCUGUAUGCACGUUCAUGCAACCCUGCUUGUUUUCAGUGGGAAAGUUUCCGCAAACAUAGAGACACUGAUUUCUUAGGGUGAUAUCUUUUAUUGGACCCACUAUGUGGGUGGGAUAAAGCUAGACAAGCUUUCAAAGGCAAGACAUCCUUCCUGAGCACGUCUUCGUAUCCUUGCCCCUCGCAUAAUGUCUGGACCGUCACGGCUACAACAUCACUGUUACACGACACAAAGGUGGGAACAUUUCCCUUUUCAAUGACGAUUUUUGUAGGGGGUGAAAGAUCCUGACUGUCUCUAGCAGAAAUAUCAGUCCGAGCCCUCCUGGGAGGAGGAUAAGGAGGAUUUACUCUGAACUAGAAAACAAAUGGGUAUUACUUCUCGGCCUGAGAAGCUGAUCUCAGGGUGAUCAUUAUUUUUUGGGAAGCCAGUCCCCUACUCUGGUCUUUCUUCUACCCCAGUGGUACAGAAGGAGUGCAACGUUGCCCAGAACCGACCCCUAAUUCUCCUGUUGCUGGGAUGUCCGUGAAGCUACCUCCUCCACCAGCCCCUUCCCAGCCCCACAGCCACCUGGCUUGCAACUUAGGUACAUGCAUUCAGGUUGCAUUAGCAAACGUAGCCCUGAGGUUGCUCCGCUCUAGUCCUUAUCCACCGAUACCUCUCAGGUGAAAGAGCCUGGGGCCCAAAAGUAACAGAAAGCCACCUUUGGCCUUCAAACCCUCUGAGCUGCUCAAAGAACAUAAAGACAGGUCUCUACAAGUGACGCUUAACAUGUCUAAAGGCAAUUAUCGUGUUUCCUGGCACGUUAGACAAGCAAACUGAACAAAUGUUGCAGUCACACGUGCAUCCAGUAAUUAAAUGAUGAUAACUGUUUA